AUGUCGCCAACCCAGAGUACUACUACACCUGCCACUAAGCCCGUUGUGGCUUCCAUACCAUACUAUAGCGGACCCUUCAAUCCACCAGAUACUAUCUCUGCUGUCAGUACGAAGCGUUAUUGUGACUGGAGGUCGGUCAACGUUAAUGAUGUCCGAUCCUCUACAAAGGACUUUACUUUGGACAAGAACGGUUUCCAAUAUGUGAAACAUUCUUCGGCCCUCAGUAGCCCGCCUCACACUCUUGCAUCGUGGAAGGAUAAUGAGACCCGUAAACGGGUCAAUGAUGCGGAGAUUCUUGAGCUUGGAAAGGCUGUGACAGGCGCCAAAAAGGUCUUGGUUGUAUUAGCUACUGGCCGUGACGCUGCGUUCACCGAUCCCCUAGACCAGACGUCACGCCCAGACGUCUAUGGCAAUCAAACCGAUACUCUUCCAGCUACAAGACAACUGGGUUUCUAUGGUGGCGCGAACAUUGGUCCUGCACGCAAGCCCCACGUCGAUUGGGGUCCUGAUGGUGUACGUAGCAUACUCCGAAAUUGGAGUCACGAGCUCGCAGACGAAGCCAAAGACAUUAUCGACGCAGAAGAUCAGGCAAUUUCCCUUCCCGGGGGCAUUCAAGAGAACUACAAGGGAAGGCGCUGGGGUCUCUAUAACACUUGGCGGCCCCUCAAGCCUGUGCGACGAGAUCCUCUCGCAUGUGUGGACUUCGUCUCCUCCAAGAAUGACAAAAGCGCGAUCCUCUUGCGCAAAAUUCCCGGGAUCCACGGUCCAUGCACGGUUGAUGCACUGUUUACUCCUGCCAAUCCCAAGCAUGAAUGGUACUGGCUGAGUGAUCAACAGCCCGAUGAUAUUCUAUUCAUGAAGAUAUUUGACUCUGCACACGAGAGAGACCCGAACACUAUUGCUGGAGGUGUGCAUCAUUGCUCUUUUCACCAUCCUAGUACUGAGGACGAAGAAGUUCGAGAAAGCCUGGAAACCAAGUUUAUGGCCUUUUGGUAA
This is a messenger RNA of Fusarium sp. VM40, 996 nucleotides long. NCBI's taxonomy places the organism in Eukaryota, Fungi, Ascomycota, Sordariomycetes, Hypocreales, Nectriaceae. The record is from the annotation of a GenBank genome assembly.